UGACAUGUGGGACUGCGUCAGGUCGUUCUUGACUUCUUGUGAGCCCCGCUACUCCCUGCCAAAUUCCCACUUCUUGAAUGCACUCCACUCUAUCUCUAUCUCUCUCCUCGCAGCCAGCAAAACUAUGAGCACACAAGAAACGGAAGCAAAGCACAACGGGGCAGGAAUGAGACAAAGCCACCGGCGUGGGCUGCUACGGACGCCGUUGCGUCACACGCCAUACAUGCACGGGGAUGUCACGGCCAGCGCCAACGCCAAGCCGCGCGCGCAGUGCCCCAGAUCACACCUCCGGAUCGCGUUGCCAGGUCGCUGCCGUUCGCCUCGCCAUCGUCAGUCCACAGCCCUUCGCUUGGCCUUUUGCCCACCGGAUUUUGGACUCAAAGAGGCGUUUUCUUUCUAGGAACGGGGCUUGUGUUUGGUUUUCGCCGUCUCUCCUCCUCGUGCGCGUUGAAAGGAUAAAGGACUAUAGGAUGCUGAUGUGAGUGCUCUGGUUCGGAGGUGAUCUCUUGGUUCAGUAAAAGAACAAUCACCUUUUGUUCUCUGCUAGUGAACCAUGGGUUCAAGUGUCUCGAAGCAAGACAACCAGGACACUGCAUUACAACUCUGCAAGGGUCGGUUGAGACACAUUGAGGAAGCAAUCGCGGCCAGAUAUGCCCUUUCGGCUGCUCACCUGUCGUACGAGCAAUCUCUGCGCAAUGUUGGCGCUGCAUUGAGGCAGUUUGUGGAGUCUCACCAUGAUAGCAAUAUGGAGAAGUCUCCUGAUGCUUCUUAUGUUUUGCUAUCUCCCGAGCAACCUGUAGACAGUGCUAACUUGCCACCAAGUAAUUCCUUGACAGUAACAGUCAACUCAAGUGAGGCCAGCUUUCGUCGAAAAGAGCAACACAUUUCUGCUUUCUUUCCACCACCAGCACCGCCCCCAGAUUUGUGUGCCUUGUGGGACUACUUUGAUCCAACUUAUGAUAUGCCAAAUGCUGCAUCCUAUGUCCCCGAGAAGCUUGUGGGACUGGAAGAUUGGAGCCAUCCAAAUAUAAGGGAUAAUCUGCCUUCUUCAAUUGGAAACACAAGUGAAAUUGUUGAGGUGCAAGAAGAGAAUAGGUCACAUCUGGAUGCAAACAAGUCUAUGGAAACAAUAGUCCCCGAGAACAGCGGAAGUGUUAGCUUUAGAAGCUGGCAAGAUUGGAUCCCUCCGAAUGAAAGGGAUUUGUUUUCUUCAAUUGGAAACACAAGUGAAAUUGUUGAGGUGGAAGAAGAAUUGCGAACACUUGGAUACAAAGAAGUCCAUGGGAACAAUAGUCAUUCAAAUUCGCAUCACAUAGAUUGUAAUAGUAUUAAUAUGUCUGAUACACAUUUACCCAACUCAAGUUUCAUCCCUGGCGUAUCCAAGGAUCUUUUGUCCAGUGUGGAAGAAAUUGAGCAUCAAUUCAUCAAGGCAGCUGAGUCAUGCCAUGAGGUCUCAAGGAUGCUUGAAACAAGAAAGAUUCGACUUUGUAUUUCUUCCCGAAUAAUUGGGAAAUCAUCAGAUGCUCUGUCAACAUUGUUGAUUUGUUGCAAAGCUAGAAACAUAGCAUCACAUGAAUCAGAGCAGCAUCGUACAAAAGUUAUCACCUGGAGUCGUACACUUUCAUCACGGUCGGAGUCAUCCAAGAAUCCACACAUGUCAGCACAGAAGGAUGAUGACCAUCCACAAAGUUGUUGUGAUUUCGUUGAAGAAUUUUGUUUGAUUUCGGGAAGCCAUGCAUCCUCUCUAGAUAGACUCUAUGCUUGGGAAAGAAAGCUUUAUGACGAACUCAAGGCUAACAAAUUACUCAAGAAGACAUAUGACAAAAAAUGUACUCAGCUACAGAACCAGUUUGCAAAGGAUGUGAGUGCAAGACAGAUUGACAAAACUCGCGCUACUGUCAAAGAAUUGUAUUCACAGCUAAUGGUACGAACUGAAGUACUAUCCUCAAUUUCUAAAACAAUUGAGAAGUUACGGGAUGAAGAGCUGCAGCCUCAAAUUCUUGAACUGCUAGAUGGGUUCAUGCGCAUGUGGAGAAUGUUGCAGGAAGUUCACCAUAUGCAGCAUACCAUUACCUCACUAUCAGAUGUAAAGUUCUCAUCAGUAUCUCCUGGAAAAUUGUGCAAACAGUCAUUGAUGAAUCUUAUCAAUGAGAUGGGUCUCUUCUGCUCAAGUUUGGCAAACUGGGUUGAUUCAUACAAAUCCUAUGUGAGUGGUUUGCACUCAUGGCUGCAGGAAUGUGUCAUGCAACCGCAGGACCGAUCACGGAGAAGGAAGAUAACUCUCUCACCUCGUCAACACCUUGCUCCUCCCAUGUUUGUUCUCUUGGGAGAUUGGUAUGAAGGUAUUGCAUCGCUUCAUUCAGAAGAAUCCUGUGAUCCUAUCAAGAAACUUGCUGCAGAUCUCAGAAGAAUGUGCAGGCAUGCAGCAGAAGAUGGACCAGCCAGGAAGAAAUCAUCAAACAAUCAAGCAGAGGAUAAUACUAGCCUAUCAGUUGGAGAGCCAGAGAAAUUUGAGACAGAAUCAAACACGGAUAUCAUGCAGGCUGGCCUAAUAGCAAUGUUUGAUCGGCUUUCAAAGUUCUCAUGUGCCAUGGCCAGCUUGUCAGAAAACAUUAAACGAGAAGCCGAGGUUGCUUGCGAGGCAUACAGAAUCGGGCGGUUAGGGUAAGCUAUAGAAAACAUACCAGAUAAUUUUGAAUCCAGUUGUUAAAUUACAGGAAAAAGAAACAAGAUUGAGAAAAACAAUGAGAUGAUAAAAGCCAACUGUACAUUCCCUAGUCUGGGUAUUUGUCUGAUGCUCCUUAUUAAAUAACAAAAUGGCUGUUUUAUGUA
Phragmites australis (common reed) is the source of this 2832-nucleotide messenger RNA. RefSeq names its product protein ALTERED PHOSPHATE STARVATION RESPONSE 1-like. Bases 554 to 2668 code for a protein of 704 amino acids. The record is from RefSeq and is a predicted model, not a curated record. NCBI's taxonomy places the organism in Eukaryota, Viridiplantae, Streptophyta, Magnoliopsida, Poales, Poaceae. The transcript has 7 exons.